AUGCGGAUGCUAAACUAUCUCAACUAUAUUUGUAUCGCAGUGAUUGGUUUCGCGACCUGUGAGGUUUCGCGACAAAAGCUUGAGGAAAUUGCAAUUGAGAGUUUGGAUUGCCGCGAAAAUACGUGCACGAAUUUGAAAUACCCUUUGGCUGCAGAAGUGGCCUACUUCUCAGAAAAAGUGACUAAACAUUUAAGGAACUACGAAUCUCUCAUUCUUCAUAGUUCCCAUUUGGCCAAUUUGCCGAGAAAACUCUUUCUAAAACUUCCUCAGCUUGUGGCAUUCCAUGUAUUGGAGUGCGAGCUUCAACAAGUUGAUCGAGAAUGUUUUGAGGGUGCCAAAAGCUUGAGAAGAUUGAAUUUGGGGGGAAAUGCCCUCCGAGUUCUGGAUAGCAACACUUUUGAAUUGGCCACCCAACUGGAGGAACUCAACUUAUCAGACAAUCAAAUAGAGGAUCUGCCCACCACCAUAUUUCGGCCCCUAAAGAACCUUCAAAGGAUCAACUUAUCUAAAAAUCGGUUGAUGACUAUAUCCCAGUACAUCUUCUCACAACUAGGAUCUCUUAAUUCCAUAAAUCUGGACAGUAAUCAGUUGAGUGAACUGCCUGGCGAACUUUUCAGAGAUCAGCGAAAACAUUUGUCAGAUUUCUCAGCCAGAAACAAUCAACUCGAGCGGAUUCCUUUUAAUAUGUUUAGUAAGAUUGCUCAUCUCUCGCUCUCGUUCAAUCGCCAACUCAGAAGUCUGCAUCUAUCAGCUGAAAUCAAUGAGCUGGAGGCCACCAAUUGUGGUCUCGAAUCAGUGAAGUUGGAUGGACGGGUGGUUGGUGUCCAACUGGAGACUAACCUGAAUCUGAAUGAGUUGAAGAUUUCCGAGCCCCAGGAUCUGGAGCAUCUCUACGUGGCCAAUACCAAUCUGUACAAACUUGACUUCCUGUCGAAGGCCACUAAACUAGUUGACUUGGAUGUAACGGGCAUUGUAAAUCUCGCGGACUUGCCAGAAAUUACCUCAGCCAAGGGAUUGGAAAGAUUGAGCUUUACCUACGACAACUUGACUUCGGAUCACAUGGACAUGCUGCCGCAUCUGAAGGAUCUCAACUACUUAGAGAUCAGCCACGAAGAGGGAAGCGAGAUCUUUAUUAAGGAUCUGGACGAGGACUUCUUUGUUGAGGAAUCGGAACUUAACUGCGGUCAAUUGGCGGAUCUGUUGGAGUUCGAACUGCCCAAGGAUACAGCCAUCUUGGAAGAUCGACUAGUUGGAGAUCCUCGGGGGCCAAUGAGAUGUGGAAUGUCAUAG
Messenger RNA from Drosophila santomea, 1290 nucleotides. Its product is annotated as protein toll. Gene Ontology annotation, molecular function: protein binding. NCBI's taxonomy places the organism in Eukaryota, Metazoa, Arthropoda, Insecta, Diptera, Drosophilidae. The transcript has a single exon. The record is from RefSeq and is a predicted model, not a curated record. Gene Ontology annotation, cellular component: extracellular matrix. Bases 1 to 1290 code for a protein of 429 amino acids.